AUGAAUGAGCAACCACACGCGGUAGUCGAGUCGUUUUCCGUGACUAAUGAUACUUUGUGAGUAUUUAAAUGCGCCUGAAACCGGUUCUCGGGCAAAUUUUAAAAAUGUUCCAAAAAAACAUCAAAAUAGGCGGUGAUUCAUCACUGAAAUUGAAAAUGUUGAACCGCGGUUCGGUUCACUGUCAGAAACAGACGGUUUUUGAAAAAUGUCACUGAUAACCCUCAAUUUCCUCCGAAAAAUCCCAAAUUUUGGUGGCAAACUGUAAAAGCAAACAUUUGGCCCCGAGAAUAGGUGAUAACUUUUUGCGAGCGGGCGGCAAAUCCGGAAAUCUAAAAAGAGAACGAGACAGUUGAAAGCAAGAAGGAGGAGGAAUUAAGCAAAUAUUGAAAAGUUUUUGCAGUUCGUUUGCUCACAUUUUCACUUCUCAGCCAUUUACUCUGACGAUUUUUGUAGUUUAUGUUGAAUUUUUUUCAAAAUUUCCUUUUUUUUUCUCAAAAAGUAGCCGAAAAGUCGACUAUAAUCCUAUUAUGACCACUUUCCUUAAUCCCGUGUUUGGCGGGUCUGAAACUUUAAUGGUCUAACUUUUCUGCAUCAAAAAACCUAGGCCACGAGUGGUUCUAGUAAAAAUUGAGAAAUCGAGGGAUUAGAUUAGAUAUCAAAGUACGUUUUUUAUGGAAAAUUUGGACUUUCUGAACUCGGGCAUCUCGGAAAUAUUGUCCAUCUCCGUCCUCCCGUACUUUCGCAAAGUUCGUGUCUUUCCGAUGUGCAUGUUCAGUCAUUCCCCCAUUUAUUUGUUUAUUUAGUCAGUUUCGUCUCCUCCUCCACUCUGAGUUUUGUCCCCCCACCGGCCGAAACACUCACGUGUCGAUGUCGAUCGAUUUUUAGGAAUAAUUUAUUAUCGAUGAUGAUUUUCCCUACGAUUUUCAUUUUUGUGAUUUUCGGUCAUUUUGAAGACACUAGGAUGAUGUUGGCCUAAAAAUUUCGGUUCUCGGUUGCUAGGCCCUCAAGUAGGAUUCCAAAGGUUCUAUGGCCUAGAAAACCAAUACUUAGAAUUCUAGGUCACUAGAGAAUUGUGAAAAUCACCCCUUGCUUUUGAAUGAUAAAAGUGAUGAGGCCUUUUUUCCCUUUUUGACAAUUCUAGGCCAGCCCUGGUAGACUGAAGUUCUAUGGCCUCGAAAUCGUAGCUUGUGAUUCUAGGCCACACUCUUACUAAUAGAAACUGUCUACGGAUGGACUAGAAAACCACUUUUGAGAAUUCUAGGCCAAGAUUGGAAUAGAUUGCCUAGGAAAUCACAUUUCAUUUUCUGAUUCUAGGCCAUCUGAUGAAUUGGUACAGUAACCCUAGAAUGCGAUGGCACGUCACUUUUUUGGAAAACUUUUCGAUCCUGCCGGCAAACAAACUCAAAACUUCCGCGUUACUUUCCUCGCUCAUAGGUAAAUAUUACCUUUUUCUCUGAAAUUUCUCUUCCCCCGCCUUCUUUCUGUUGCUGCUACAAAUCAAAUUAGCCCUUCUUUUCCCCCUGUGCAAUGGUGUCGUCGUCUGAAAACAUGACAAUACUCGAACAGAAAAGUUUGUCCCCGAUGGUUUGUGUGUGGCAGAAAUGAGUCAUAUUGGAUGAGACCGACUGCGUCUCUCUCUCUCUCUCUCGAGAAAUGUUUGAUUUGGAAAGUGACUCAACUGGUAGUACUUUCGGGGCGCAAACCAUCAUUUUCUGCUCUUCUGUUUGGGACCUUUCCGUGAUUUGUAGUUUGAAGCGAAAAGGGGGCGGAGCAAAGCCUACUCGCCAAAGCUAAUAAAAUACAUUUUCUAGCUCUAAUUGACAUCAUCACCAACUCAUUACUUUGGUUUCAUUGGAAAGUAUCUGAUUGUCAAAUAAACUCAUUUCGCGCCCGAGUAUAAACAUCUAGAUCAUUCUUUGCACUAUGCCUCUCACUCCCUCUUCUUCUCACGAGAUCACAAUUUGCUCUCCCUUCUGAUAUUUCUUUUCACCUGCCUCCUUUCAGCUCUGAAAAGUGUUUUUAUCUAAAAAAAAAUGCCGAUCUUCAUCCUUUUUGAUUUCAAUUUCCUUCAAAAUCAGUGCUCAAUGAGCACACGUCCGCACCCCGUUCUAAACCCGUCUUAACCCAUUCUAAACUCGCAUUUUCGCCCCAAAAAUAAAGCGAGACCGACGUGAGAGAUAGUCCGGAUAAUCGGAAUUUGGCCCCGCCGUGCGCAUUCUCAACUUUUACUUUUGUGCUCCUGAUGUGUGAGUGCUCCGCGCGGAGUCGCCCGGAAUCUAAUUUUGCGGUCGCCCAGGGAAACGAGACGGCGCCUUUCGCCCCGUUUUGAGCCCAAGAGAGAGAGAGAGAGAGCCGCUCUUUCUCUCUCUCUUUUUGUUUUCGGGUGGUCGUGUAAUAGCUGAUACGUCUUCCCUCUCUUUUUUCGCAAUUUUAUGCAAAUCUCCGAUGGUUGUAGUCAAGUUUCCGGACAGAAAUGGAUAUUUGUAGUGUGGACUAUGAUUCUAUGCACUGAAGGGCUUCGCUUUUUCUCAUGAUCAUGUUUUUCCGGGAAAGUGCGACGCUGAGAGCUCAACAAUCUCGUUUCAGGCACUUUUUCGGCUCAAACGCAGUGGAGUAGUUGUCAGAUUUUGAAAAAUCACAAUAGACAGUUUUUUCGAACAUUUUAUAGAAAAUCUACCUAAAACGCGAUUUUUGAGCUCUCAGCGUCGACAUUUCCCGAAAGAAACGUGAUCAUGGGGAAAAGGAAACCCUUCAAUUCAUGUGAUCAUAGUUUACACUACAAAUAUUCAUUUGUGACCGGAAAAGUACCUAAAACGAGAAAAAUCGUGUUUUUUGGGGAAUUCACUCUAAAAGGUCUGGAAAAAGGGUCACUUGGUCACAAUAGACUUCUGAUUUUGUAGUCGUCACACAUUCUGACCCCUCCGUCGUCAUCACAGAACUUGACUCAUCUCUCUCUUUCCGUCUCGGCGCCGCCCGUAUUCGAAUGACGUCCUGUCACCUGAUUUGUGUGCUCAAACUUGCCCAACACGGCAAUUCACCUGCCCUUUCGAGAAAUUAUCAAGGGAAUUUCGAAAACAUGUGAUUCGUUUUCGCCUUUUCGGUUUUUCAAUCGUCUCUCAUACUCUUUGUCUGGAAAAAAGUGCGCAAAAUAGUUUUCUUCUUCUCCUUCUUUUCCCCGCUGAUGCUUUCGAUUUUUAGUAGUGCUGGCCGGCCAAAAAGAUAAGAUAUUGUCCGAUAAGGAAUUGUGUGUCCCGAUGGAGCCAUACACACACAUUUUUCUGUGCCCCUUAUCUCAUUUUCGGCACACGUACAGACUGUAGCCGGUUUCCCGCCCGUCCAGAUACGUGGCUCUUUUUUAGGGAGUUUGAAAGUGUUUGAAAGCAGUUUCUUCACAGAGCCGUGCCUAAUCGCGCUCUAAUGAACUUUUGCAUUCAGUCCCUUCUGGCUUAAUGUUUUGGCGGCAAUUCUUGUAGCGCCUCCGUGAUCCUGUCUAAAUCUAGAGGGUUCCAACACUCAACAUUGAUCCCGUGAUUCUCAAGCUCUGUACCAUAGCACCUCACUGAAGGUGCUGUAUUAGAAUCCUCUGAAUAUGUACUAUUUGAGCUGAGCAUGGUUUCCAAAAGUUAUCAACGGUUUUAGCUAGUGUAGGGGGGGACCUAAACGAAAUGAAAUAGAGUUUAGUCAACAAUAGUUCGAUCUGAAAAGUUUGACUGAUAUUUGAGAAAAACUAGACUCAACACUGCAAUUUUCCACACGUGUGUUAAAUCGUGCCGAAAUAAGCAGUUUUGAUCUAAUUCUUCUCGUUUCUUCACCGAAUUUCGCACUUUUAAAGAAUGAAGAACACGACAGUAUUGUUCUGUUUAAACAUUGUGAGCUCUUUCAAGUUUGGAAGGAAACAGGGUCAAAAUGAGCCGAAUUCUAAUUAUUGACAGUGAUUAGCAGUGCCAAGCACCGUGGAACUGUGAAACAAUGCAAAACACUCUUUUGUGCACAUUUCUAACUUAAAAGCUCAAAUUUGCAUUCGUCGAAAACCUCGAAAGCCUACAAUUUGCCACGUCACACAUGUUUUCGUCUUCCGUCCGAGUGAAUAAUUUCUCGCCACUUUCUUCCACUAAUUAUCAGUUUGGCCCCGCGAGUCGCGGAAUGCUGCCUCCCGUGUGACGUCAUCAAUGUGCUCUUUUGAGCCCCAAAACACCACUUCCUUUUUUUCCCCUCCUCUUUCGUCAAUCGGAUUUUCCUAUUUUUAUACCCUUCUGACGGCUUCUAUUCUCGAAUAUAGUAAAUUGUUUGCAGAAUGGCGUCGACCGCAUCGUCCAGUCAAGCCUUCGCGGCCGCCGAAUCGGUCGGAAAUUCGAACACGCUGGACGAAGGUAAAUCCGCACGUGAUAUUAUCAUUUUCUGUGGGCAAAACAUGCCCCCUUGCCGGCAACACGAAAAUCCCAUUUUCUAUUAUUUUCCACACUCGAAAAGUUAACCAAUUUUGGUUGGAUUUGACUGCAAAGUAACCCUUUUUCAAUGACAAAAAUACUGGUUUUAAAAAGUGUCCGUAAUUUCCAGUGCACUACGCGUCGACGGACUUCUACAUCGGGCUCGCGCUGGCCGUCAGCUCGUCGCUCUUCAUCGGCAGCUCGUUCAUCAUCAAAAAGAAGGCGCUGCUGAAAUUGGCGUCCGGCGACACGUCACAAAGGGCCAGCGAGGGCGGAUACGGAUAUUUGAGGGAGUGGAUGUGGUGGAUGGGCGUCAUUACCAGUCAGUUAUCACUUUUUAUCGGAAUAGUGGAAAACGUCUCAAAAAAAAAAGUGUUUGGAGCUUUUUUGAAACCGUAGUAAAGUUUGACAGCUGCGAAACGUCCACAAACAAAACGUGUUAGGCCCAUUGGACGUUUCGCAACUGUGCAAUAUCCAUUCAAAGCGCAUGACUGAAAAGCAGAGAAAAAUCACUUUCUCGAGCGUUUUGGAGAGAAAUGAUCAACUAGAAAGUUGAUGUGCACAUGAUUCGCAUCAAUUGUUCACUAUACAACCAAUUGAAAAAAGCAAAAGUUCUCGAGAUACCGAAUCCUCUAUAAAGCGAACAUUUUUUGCAGUGGGCGUCGGAGAAGCGUGUAACUUUGCGGCGUACGCAUUCGCGCCCGCCUCCCUGGUCACCCCGCUCGGCGCCCUUUCGGUCAUCGUCACGUAAGUACCGAUUCCUUCGUGCUUCCUUCAUUUUCUCGCCCAUUUUCAGAGCGAUUCUCUCGUCGCGCCUGCUGAACGAACGUCUCAACCUGCUCGGCUCGAUCGGCUGCACCCUCUGCCUGCUCGGCUCCACCGUAAUCGUGAUCCAUUCGCCGAAAGAGGAGGAGGUCGGCUCGAUGGCCGAGUUGGCACUGAAAAUGAAGGACGCCGGCUUCCUGAUCUACGUGAUCCUCAUCAUUUUGGCCACCGGAUUCGUCGUCGUCUACGUGGCGCCACGCUACGGUCACUCGAACAUCCUCGUCUACAUCUCCGUCUGCUCGCUCAUCGGAUCGCUUUCGGUGCUUAGCGUCAAAGGAUUGGGACUGGCGAUCAAGGAGACCCUGGCGGGCCAUCAACAGUUCACCAACUGGCUCACCUACUUCUGGCUCGCCUCCGUCGCCAUGUGCGUCUCGGUUCAACUGAUCUACCUGAACAAGGCGCUCGACAUUUUCAACACGUCGAUGGUGACGCCCAUCUACUACGUCUUCUUCACCACAUUCGUCAUCCUGGCCUCGUCGAUCCUCUACAAAGAGUGGUCGUGCCUCGGCGCGUCGGAUGUCAUCGGAAACUUUGUCGGCUUCCUGACUACCAUCAUCGGCAUUUUCCAAGUGCGUAGGCAAAGAAUGGGUUUCAAAGUGUCCUGCACAAAAUUUGAAUGCAUAGUGUACAGUUGUUAAAUUCACGCAACAAAGUUUUGGAGACUUUUCGCAACUGGCUUUGGGCUUAGAACGUUUCGAAACCGACCUUAAGACAUUUCGCUACCGCAAAGAAUGGCAAUCCCAAUUUGCGCGGAGAAAACGUUCAAAAAUGGACUCGCAGACGUCUUGAACUUAAAAUUGAUAUUGAAUCUACAAUUUGCAGAUGCAACUGUUCCGCGACGUGAACAUCUCGCUGUACCAAGUGCAACGACUGGUGUCCCGCCCGUCCGCGAGCCUCGCCACCGCCGACUUUUCGUCCUCCUCGACGAACCUCGUCGACGACUAUUGCAUGCGCCAAUCGAACAGCAACCGGCGGAUGGUGUACACCUGA
Messenger RNA from Caenorhabditis sp. 36 PRJEB53466, 6242 nucleotides. Lineage: Eukaryota; Metazoa; Nematoda; Chromadorea; Rhabditida; Rhabditidae. The record is from the annotation of a GenBank genome assembly.